AUGGCGGAAAUGCCGAUGACAGAAGAGGAAGAGCUGCAGAAGGCCGCCGCCAUGUCAGGGAUCCGCUACACGAUCGACAAGACGUGGGACGGCUUACCUCUGAACCACGACCCUAUUCAGGUUUUCAUAAAGAGAAUCAAAUAAUCCAAUGAUGAUUUAGGUCGACCUGAAAUGGCACUUCGAACGGCUUUCAGGAAGGCCACAUAAGCGCGUAGUUCGUAUCACUUUCGACGUAAGUUUUAACUCCAAAUAAUUGAAAAUUAAAUUGAAAGAACUUUUAGGCGCCAUUCUUCGACGAUCCAGAACCAAACGAGCCUCCAGGUGUCACAGACAAGGUAUCCAAUUGCUUUUUAACAAAAAAUAAGUCAAUUUUUAAGCUGUGGAAUUACGAAGUGAUGGAGUUUUUCUUCGCCAAUGACCGCGGACAGUACCUAGAGAUAGAAGUUGGACCUCAUGGCCACUGGCUCUGCCUUCUGUUUGACGGCGUCCGCACCACUGUCAACCACGGUUAGAUCAAUUUUUGUUUUCAGAAUAAAGAGAAUAAUGAGAAUAUAGUUAGGUAAAACAAGAAUGACUUUGGAAAGAUAGAAAAGCUAAAAAAGGGUCAUAUAGUGCCCUAACGAGCAAUUGUGAAAACAGUUCAUAAAUAUCUAAAGAAAGUAUUAAAAAAAAGGUCAUAAGUUGAAAAAAAAAAUCAUACAUAAAUUAUAAAUGUUCUUACAAAGAGCCCGUAAAAAAUCCCGUAAAAGUCCGAGCUCUUCAGAGUUAAUCGAAAAAUUCAGGAGAGGAACUCGAGUUGGAAUGCAGAAAUAAAUGGCGCGGCGAUCGCUGGUUGGGAGAAAUCGAAGUUCCUCUCGCCUACUUCCCAUCUAGUGAGUUUCCAUCUAGAGACCUUUUGGAAUAAAAGAAACCUAAGGUUUUAUUAAACGUUAAUAGUGAAUAUUAAGGAAUCACGACGUUCAAUUCCUACCACAUCCACGGCGUCGACGAUGAACGAGUUUAUGCGGCGCUGUACCCCGUGACCGAUGGAACACACACGGUAAAUUUUUCCUGGAGGUUUUUUCGCUAUUUCAAACAUCAUUUUUAUGGGAAUGUUUCUCCAAAACUUGAUAGGUAUAACACGUUUUUCAAGCAGUUUUUUUUUUGCAACAGUCGAGUCUGAUCACUGAAGUUUAAUCAGUACGUUUUAUUGAAAAAGAAAAUUCAUACGAAGGUUAGAAAAUAUGAUACAUAUUUGGAAGAAGAAAAGGUUGCUUGGAUAAAAUAAUAAAAUGUGUCCCAUAGUGCUUGGUUUCCAACAUAUGUGAUCUAGAAAAAGUAUUCCAAUGGAAUAUGUGCUUUUUUUUCGCAAUAAUUCCAAUUCUGGCUUAACUAGCUUAUUUUCUUCGGAGGUACAUUGUUUUAAAGUUAUUAUUUUUUUUCUUAAGACUUUUUUCGAUUUUCUGAACUCAGCUUAAAUCGUUGGAAAGUUCAGGGCUAUCUUCCUGUUCUAUCUUUAAUUCGAGCAUUAUUUUUAGACAGAAAUAUUUCAGGAACCCGACUUUCAUCGUCUGCAGUUCUUCCAGCGGAUCAAUAUCCGCCGCGUGAUCCCAGACGGCUACGGAGACCGUCCUUUUGCCGAUUUCAAGUACGGCGACCUCUGGGCCGGCCACUACUGA
Messenger RNA from Caenorhabditis auriculariae, 1658 nucleotides. The record is from the annotation of a GenBank genome assembly. NCBI's taxonomy places the organism in Eukaryota, Metazoa, Nematoda, Chromadorea, Rhabditida, Rhabditidae.